AUGUCAUCCUCACGAGCUGUGGUCAACAAGUGGAACACGUUAUCUGUGGAGGAAGAUGAGCUCACCGCCUUCAACAAGUCUGAGUACCUUGUAACUAAAGCAAAGGGACAGCGUCAUAUGUUGACUCAACUCCAAGGAUGUGUUUACAUAUUGAUGGGCUAUCAGUUGGUUAAGUUUUGCCACAUGGCAUGUCUUUUGCCAUUCUUACUAGACCUUAUGGCCUUAUCGAUGAUCUCAGUCAAAGCAAUUGUGGAGCCUGGAAACUGGUCCCUACUAGAGACCAUCAACGAAACUACGACUCGAAGGGAGCAAGAGAGCGGUGAAAACCAAGCAAAUAUGCGAUCAAACACCACCAAAAUGAUCUGCCUAUCGUUGUAUGGGAAGUUUCUUCUUGUGGUGCUCUACCACGCACUCUUCGCUCUCUGGAUAAAACUGAUAGCCGACCAAGGCGCCUUGAAAAACUUGAUAAAUGGUUCAUGGUGGCUAGUUUCUUUCAUUGGUGAAUCAGUUGAACAGAACUACGAUAUUUCUGCGAGUCUUUGGCUUAAGCUCUGGCAGCUUGGGCUCUACCAGCUUAUCAUCACCGACUUAGUCAUCACCCUAAUACAGCUUGUUUUAUUUCAAAGUGUUCACAAACAAUCCAGCAAGUCUCUCGAGGGUCUACCGCUAAAUAUAGAUGAGCUGGAGACUGUGCGGCCCGCUAAUGUUAGAGUUUCUGGCGAUACACUCCAUCAAUUGCCUGAAGACUCAAUACCGAACAUUCUUAACGUUCGGCUUCACGACUGUCUAAGCCGCCAAUCAUACCUUGGUUUCGAAUAA
Messenger RNA from Candidozyma auris, 819 nucleotides. RefSeq lists its product as uncharacterized. The transcript has a single exon. The record is from RefSeq and is a predicted model, not a curated record. Bases 1 to 819 code for a protein of 272 amino acids. NCBI's taxonomy places the organism in Eukaryota, Fungi, Ascomycota, Pichiomycetes, Serinales, Metschnikowiaceae.